Molecule: messenger RNA, 870 nt
Organism: Coccinella septempunctata (seven-spotted ladybird)
Lineage: Eukaryota; Metazoa; Arthropoda; Insecta; Coleoptera; Coccinellidae
Product: protein GVQW3-like
Exons: 2
Coding region: 37-744 (235 amino acids)
Molecular function (GO): nucleic acid binding
Source: RefSeq, a predicted model, not a curated record
UCUCUGUAUAAAAAGUACCCGGAAAAUGUUAUUUAAAUGAACCGCCAAAAAGGAAUCGGUAAUUUUUUUUUUCUUAAAGUUGGUAGGACCUUCCUUUAUUACCAAGCCAAAUUUGAGCGCGAUCUGUCAACUAGUGUGUUUACAACAGCUGUCAGUAUCAGUCGACCUCAAAAGUGCUCUGCGAAUUUUACAAUGGAAAAAAUAGUUGAUCAAAGAGUUUGCCUCAAAUUUUGUCUUGCAAACGAAUUUUCUUGUGCCGAUUCAUUGAAAAUGUUAAAAAAAGCCUUUGGUGAUAAUUGUAUGUCAAAAACACAAGCAUACGAUUGGUACAAAUCAUUCAAAGACGGUCGUGAGGUGGUCGAAGAUUUGCCCCGUUCUGGACGGCCUUCAACGUCAACAACCGACGAUAACAUCAUCCAAAUCAAGAAAUUAGUGCUCGAAAAUCGUCAUUCAAGUGUUAUAGAGUUGGCUCGAGAGUUGAGCAUUGAUAAAAUGACCGUUCAUAACAUUUUGACUAAUGUUUUGUGUAUGAAACGCGUCGCAGCAAAACUCGUUCCAAAAGAGCUGGUCUCUGAAGACAUGGUUUCUCGAGCUGCUAGUGAUCCAAAUUUCAUGAAACGAAUCAUAACUGGCGAUGAGACAUGGGUCUAUGAGUAUGACACGUUAACAGCUCAACAAUCAACCGAAUGGCGCCUACCAAACGAGCCGAAUCCGAAAAAUUCGCAAAUUCGCAACGAGAACUGAAGGCCAUACCUUUGGCGGAGUAUGAGCGGUGCAUGGAAAAGUGGUUUCGCCGAUAUCAUAGUUGUAUUGUAAGCAAUGGGGACUAUUUUGAAGGAGACAAAAUAAAUAUUGAUGAUUAAAUUUAAA